UAUCUUCAGUGCUAUGCUACCGUGCGGCAACGAGAACUGUGGUAUACUAGCUUAGGGUGGUUGGCUCUGUCCUCAAACACAGUGUUUGUUUCAAACAGUUCCUUCAGAUCUCAAAAUUUGAGGAGUCGAGGUCGUUAGAGUCGAGUCGAAAGAGGAGACAGGUGCCCUUGCACCUGCACAGGGUGGGGGUACCUGGUACUGUACCCUGUUCAAUGACAGCUGGAGCAUCCUUAGGCCCACGCCAACAGAUGGUGGACCUGCAAGACACAAGGUGAUGCAGGUGGGGUUGCGUUCAAAGAUGAAACUCGAAGCCAUAGGCACAUAAGGUGCAGGAGCUCAUCUGUAUGUUUUUAGACUAAAUGGCGGGUCUUAUCUAGAGCUAGAGGUGGCGUGGGGGCAAUGGGAGGGUCUGUUUUGACAUCCUGUGAUGAUACCCAACCCUGACAAUACGACAAAUAUUAUGUAUACCGCACGGUGGUGAGUAGGUACCGCUAUGCCUUACCGGUUGUGCGGGCAAACAACACUGCUCAACAAACGCGUGCAGGCUUCAUUCCUGUGCAUGUGGCCAGUGGCAGGAGCUUACCCGGGUGUUGCAUGUACGAUCCAGACGUCCUUUUGUGACCGCCGCGACCCACCCCCAGCCACCGGUAUCUGCCAGUCAAAGUUUACAGCAACAUCAUUUAUUUAUUAUUGCUUUAUUUAUUUAUUUAUUUAUUAUUGCUGGUACCAAAAAGUUGGUGCGGAAGGGAGGAAGAGCACAUCGAUCUGUUCCAUGCACUUGGAUCUUGUCCAAGACCACUUCCGUAUGACGGGUAACAUUGCCAUUCAAUCACAUCACAUCGCGACUUUCAUUAUCUCGACUGCGUCCACAUCCUCCCGUACCUUUAUCUUCGUUUGGCAUCUGUAAUCCACCAUGGGUGUCCAAGGUGCCAUGUCGCUGAUGGAGGAAGAUCCUCGUCGAUUUGGUCGUCCUUGGAGGUCCAACUGGGGGGACGCAAUGAUCACGGUAGAGGGCAAGGCCACUGACGACGACAAGGCAGAGGAGGAGGGGGAAAAGCCCGUUGUGACACAGGAAGAGCCGUUCAUUCUUCUUGUGGAUGGCAUGUCUCUUUUGUAUCAUGUGGCCGUCAACAAGCAAAAGAACUACAUGGACUCGUCCCCGUCCGUUAUCAAGGCGCAAGUGUACCAAUUUGUAUCCCAGUUGCUGGAAGGUAUCCCCCCUUUUAGUGAACUGCGGAUCUUUAUGGAUGGCUUGGCACCCAAGACAAAGCUUUCCACACAGAUCGAUCGGCUACGGAAGCAAGCGAUUCGUGGAGAUGUCUUGGCCAAAAAGCUGCAGAAAAGCGACGGAAAACAAUCCAAUGCCAAGUUAAUGCACUUGCUGGCGGAGUGGGCCAUGGUUGAAGCCGUGGAAGAUUUGUGCAGUACAGCAUCCGCAAUUACCGCUGAAAAUGGCAAAAUUUUGGGUUUGCAUCGACCCAGUCGAGGCGAAGCAGAACCCUUCAUCGAUGAUUGGAUUGCCAAGAGGAUCAAGCCGGGCACAAAGGUAUACAUCUUGGCAGAUGACACCGAUUUCCUCGUGUAUCCGAAUUGUCCUGGGUUUAUCUCCUUCAAGUCAUUGGAGAUUCAAGAAGAUAAUGGAAUGACGCGAUUGUCGGGAAUGCAGUAUGUGCGAGAAAAAUUUCUCGAGGCGUAUCUGCCUACUGGAGGUGCAGCCAACAAUGAUGUUAUGCCAGUGGUCGCCGCUUUGUCAGGCUGUGAUUAUGUUCUGAGCCAGGAUUCGCAAGAGGGUAUGGUUAGAGCCAGCAAUAAUAUUGUCAAGAGUGACAUUGGAGGGCUGAGGCAAAAGGCACGCAACAAUCCAUCCAGGGCUCAACGAUUGACCGCCAUUCUACGAUUUGUGGCGUAUCACCUGGAACGCGACAAGGAAAACUGGGUAGAAGCCCUUUGCAAAGCGGCAACGUCGCAAUCUGAUAGCAAGCGUGUUGGAGAUACGAGCAUGGACCAAGAUGAAGACAACCCCAGUUCUGUUGCAGCGGCGAAUCUUAUGGAUGCUUUCCUGUCAGUUCGGAAAACCUACUUUCGUUCAUUGACAAUGCCCCAAAAUCCUGCCUUUGAAAAGAAGCCAUCCUCCAUGGAAAUUCGACGUCUCUUAGAAUAUGGCAUCUUGUACUGUCGCCCCAUCAUUGAAACCUGGGAACCAGGAUCCAAGAAAAGUACUAAGAAACGCAGUCACGAAGAUGCACUCAGGCUUCACUCAGAAACACAGCAUGAUGCCUUGAUCAUAUCUCCCCCCUUUACACGACAAAUCGGGUCCUGGAUUCGACAGGGGUCUAUAUGGCGCAUGCCUAUCUUCGUACAGGCACGGGGCCGGCUUUACUGCUUGCUAGUUCAGUUCGCUAGGAAAGGAGGGGCAUAUUCCUUCGAAGGAGGACAGUUGCGACUGAGUCCCAUGUGGACCAGCGAGCAUCCCAAAGUGACAGAGUAUGUUCGAACCUUGGGUGGAAAGGAUGGCAAUGGUGAAAGCACGUUGAAAAUGCAUGAAACGGAGAUGGAUAUUCAAAGCUACGAAUACAUAUCCGCUGGCUGGGGAGAUGAAACAGAACUUUUGUCAGGGAAUGAUGCAGUGGACAGGGCUUGUCUGUUCUGCAUUUUGGGAAAUGUGAAACAAGCAAAACCUGCUCUGAAUCCCCGUCUUCGGGGUGCAGGCAUGGUACUCUUGACAACCCUGUUUCUACCUUACAAUCUAUCGAUGCUCUGUAUUUUGUUGGGCACAAGCCCCGAGUUCGAAGGGGUUGACUUGGAGGGGUCUGUGGAGGAUGGGGCACGAACAGAAAUGAACCGAGUGUUUCCCUUCAUCUCAGUGGCUUGCCACCACGCAAUUUUCAUAUCCAGCACCAUUUUGAGUUUGUUUGGUACUCACAGCGACGAGCAAAAGCUGUCCAACUUGACGGCUCCGGCUGACCGACAAGGAAGACCUACUGUGGGAUUACGUGUCAGUGAUCUGCUUCGUUACAAGGAUGCGAUUUGGAUCUGGAAUGAAAUUCGGAAGGGGCCAGAUUUGGAAGAGCUACAAUCCUCCGAAAGCGAUGAUGCGCACGAAAUGAAGUUCUCGAUGAAAUUUUUGGAUGAGACCAUUGACAGUUUGGCUAACCAGCUUCCAGAGACCCGGGAAUGGGCAGAGAAGGUCAAGAAUUGGAAGUCGCGGGCUAGAAUGCUGUGGGUGAUCUGGUGGGAUGUGUUCAAUGUGGCUCUGCAUGCUACUGAUUCGUUUGAAGAUACGAAAGUAAAGGAUAUGAAUGAGUGGGACAAGUACAUUUUGCUGCUCUCGAGAAGUUGAGGUCUUUGCUGUGCCUUUUGACAGUGCAGGUGGAAACAACUACUCUAGUCCAAACUCAUUUAUUUAUCUACAGUGUGAUACUUUUAGC
Molecule: messenger RNA, 3428 nt
Organism: Seminavis robusta
Lineage: Eukaryota; Bacillariophyta; Bacillariophyceae; Naviculales; Naviculaceae
Source: the annotation of a GenBank genome assembly